AUGAUUCCAUUAUAAUGCUCUUAACAUGAAUAAGAAGAAUAAAAAUAUAUUUGUGUUCAUCCCAUCUGCCUUAAAAAGGUUAAUAAUAAGUUAUGUUGCAUAUAAUGUUUUGAUUCUGAUCAUUGUAAUAAGAAAUUGAAUCAACAUAAAUUUAUGAAUAUUUCAGAAGUGGAAAAAAAGCAUUCACUAAUUCCUAUAUUUUAAAGAAGCAAUUAGAAGAAGAAAUUUUAAAAAAUUAAGACCUGUAAAACAAGUUUGAAAACAGAUUGAUGGAAGUUUUGAAUUCUAUAGUUAGUUGGUAAAACAAUCAAAAAAAAAUAUUUAAAAAUAUUGCUGAUGAUUCAAAUAGAAUACUUAUUGAAUAUUAAAUGAUGGCAACUAAUCUUGAAAAAAAUCCAUCUUUAGAUUCACUUAUAUAUUUUUACUAAUAAAAUAUAGAAGAAAAUUAAGCAGAAUACUCAAAUAUUAGAGAGCAAAUGAGAAGAUAUUUAGAUUAUUAGAUGAAGGAGAUUGAAUAAAAAAGAGAUAUCUUGAUAACUUAAAAAACUCUUUUCUAAAGAGAUAUUCUAAAAUUUAAUUAUUUAGAUAAUAAAAUUCAAUUCAAUUGUUUUGAUGAUUAAGAAUUUGAGAUAUGUUAAAAACAUUCUAAUAAAAUUAAAAUGUUAUGUACACAUCUUAAUUGUUUAUCUAAUUAACCAUUACAAUUAUUGUGCAAAAAUUGUGUUGCAGUAGAACAUUAAGAGCAUUAUACUCAAAAAUAUGUUAAAAAUAUUAGUUCAAUUCUAAAGGAAUAGGCUGAAAAAACAGAAUUAAUAGAAAAAUUAAAAAAAAAAUAUAGUUUAGAUAUCUAAGAAUAAACUGAAAAAAAUUUAUAGAAAAUUUCUGAAAAAUUAGCUAGUUUAUAUUAAAAUUUUGAAAAUUAGAAAGAUUCAAAAAACUUAAACUCCAAAUUAUAUUUUGAAUAACAUAGACUUGAACCUUCUCAAAAUUACAAAUGA
This is a messenger RNA of Paramecium sonneborni, 998 nucleotides long. NCBI's taxonomy places the organism in Eukaryota, Ciliophora, Oligohymenophorea, Peniculida, Parameciidae. The record is from the annotation of a GenBank genome assembly.